Molecule: messenger RNA, 6244 nt
Organism: Hermetia illucens (black soldier fly)
Lineage: Eukaryota; Metazoa; Arthropoda; Insecta; Diptera; Stratiomyidae
Product: F-BAR domain only protein 2
Exons: 17
Coding region: 1423-4833 (1136 amino acids)
Biological process (GO): clathrin-dependent endocytosis; clathrin coat assembly
Cellular component (GO): plasma membrane; clathrin-coated vesicle; clathrin-coated pit
Source: RefSeq, a predicted model, not a curated record
CUACAACCUGACGUCAUUGCUGUCAAAUUGGUCGAGUUUGUCGCGGACAGUGAAAUCAAAGGGCGAUCCCGGGAAAAUUCCGAAUUUCUGGCUCAAUCUUGAACCCUAGCAGCUUCUGCACGUCAACCAUGUGACCACCUAAUUCAAUACAUUCCGAAUUUCGACUUGGCCAUUGCGUAAACGGCGUGAAACUGGGUGUGUGAAAAAAGUUCCUCUGCCCAACAAGAAUUCCAUUGCAACCCGUCCAGUGGUGGAGUAGGUGCGUUUGUGUGUAAGCGUUUGACAGCGGCGGGUCGGCGCCCCAUAACGUGCGUGACGUUACCGUAAGACACACGGACGCAUUGCAAUAAGGAGUUGUGUACGGACAGCGCAAUGUUGGGAAACAAAUGAAUGAAUUGGAAUUGUGUUGGUGUACUACGGCGACCGCCACUCGUCCAUCCGUCUGACGGUGGAAUGUCAAAAUUGAUUGUGCUAAUCGGUCCAAGUGGAAGCGUUUCUGUAACCCUCGGGCGUUUGUCAUUGUUACAUUGUGUCGUGAACGAGCCGUGAGUGCUGCGGGUGGAGUGUUUUGGAGCGGAUCGAACGGGUUGCGGGCGUGCGACCAAGCGGUGAACUGCUAAGCCGGGGCCCGAGAAGUUGUGCGAAUCGAUUUGCGGCCGCUUGACCGCGCGACUCUUGUGGAUUUUCGCGUUUGAAGCUGAGCACUUUGCGGGCAUCCUUCCGCGUUGGACAGGUCCGGUGUACUUCCGUCAACGGAGACAACGACGACGCCCUUCCGUCCAGCAUGCAGCAAUGAAACACUUCUCGAAAUUAUUCAGAGAGACGGCUCGUGGACAACACUCAAUCUAUUCAUUUGUGUAAUGCAUAAAGACAAAUAAAAAAAGGAAAUAACGACGAGGUGUUAGCAAAAAAGUUCCCCCUUUGACUGCAACAAUGUCUUAUCAAUCCCAAACUUCUUUUAAACGAACAUUAACCCAGUUAGACAAAUAUUAGGACAUCUAACCCCGAGAAAGUGACAAAUCGUAAAAAUGUAAAUUAAAAUUGUGAUCUGUUGUAUGAAAUUCGUGAAUAAUAAUUGAAAAAUUAUCUAUUGGUGUAAUGUGGACCAUGUACAGAUUAAACACAUUUGAAAAUUUUAUGUUUCAAUGAACUCAGUUCAAUCGAACAGAUUAAGAAGUAGCUGGCGGUUUUUCUAUAUUUACAUGUAUGCUGUUUGUUGGAAAUAACAUUUUUCACCCCCAUACUGAUAGUUUCUAGCUGUGAUAGAAAUUAAACAUCCACAUCUGUUGAUAAAGUAGUAUUACGUACAUAUAGAAAAAUCGCAUUUUGAACAGCCAAUCUGUUUGCGGGCUAGCCAUUAUUUAUUCGGGAUUGUUUUUCAUCGAAACGAGUGAAUGUAAUUCACUGAAAAAUCAAGACAAUAUGACGGUGGACUUUAACGAUUAUUUCUGGGGCGAGAAAAAUAAUGGAUACGAUGUCCUUUAUCACAACAUGAAAUAUGGACUUGUUGCUAGCAAGGAAUUGUCGGACUUUUUCCGGGAGAAAUGCAAUAUCGAAGAACAUAACUCCAAAUUUCUCACGAAGCUAGCAAAUAAGGCGGGAUCUGGUACACUAAAUGGCACAUUUGCACCUGUUUGGGUCAUUCUGCGCUCAUCAGCGGAACGACUGUCCAGCCUUCAUCUACAAAUGGUACAAAAAAUAUCGGAAUUAGUUAAGGACGUUUCAAAAUAUGCAGACGAAUUGCAUAAAAAGCACAAGACAGUGAAGGAGGAAGAAUCGGGAACAUUGGAUGCCGUUCAGGCUAUGCAAGCAUCAACACUAGCCGUUCAGAAGGCGAAAGAUUUGUAUACGAGCAAAUUACAAGAGCUAGAGAAACUGAAAAAGGAUAAUGGAUCGCCGAAAGAUUUAGAGAAGGCCGAAACGAAACUGCGAAAGCAGCAAGAUGAAUAUAAAAAUUUGGUUGAGAAACAUAAUCCAGUUAAGGCAGAAUUCGAAAGAAGGAUGACAGCAACGUGUAGGCGUUUUCAAGAAAUCGAAGAAGCACAUCUGCGCCAAAUGAGGGAGUUUUUGUCUACCUACUUAGAACUUUUGCAAAACAACCACGACAUGGUUGGACAGGUCCAUUCUGAUUUCAAACGUCAAUUCCUAGAAAUGACUGUCGAUAAACUCCUGGAGCAAUUCGUCCUCAAUAAAUACACUGGAUUAGAAAAGCCAGAAAUAGCUGAGCUUGAACUAAUCAAGUUGCCAUCAACACCGAGCUCCUCCCACCAUAGUCAAAAUCAGUCACAAACUAACACUUCAUCAAAUAUCAACAAUUCAAGUAAUUCAUCGUCGACUACUCAACAACAAAGUGGAGGAUUAUUCAAUAGUUCCACGACAACGCCAAAUGCUUCAUCAUCACUAUCUGUAACAAAUAGCGCAGCAGCACGUGCAGCUUCACCGGAACCUACGCAGAUUACAACAGCAAGUAGUACCAAGCGUGAAUUGAAUUUACGCAAUUGGUUUUCAUCGAAUACGACGUCAAGUCGUAAUGACAAACGUUCAGAAACUCCGGCCAAUUUAAUGACUGUAACUGUGGAGAAUAACACCCAGGACAUACAAAGCUCGUUCAUUUCACCUGCAUUGAGUCAAUUGUCCGAACAGACAGCAUCGUCGACCCCAAACAAAGGGCAACAGGAUGUGCAGGAACAACAAUCUCAGCAGCAACAACAGCAACAAGCACAGCCGCCGCAACAACAGCAACAACAAAAAUCUUCCCGCCGCACUACUUCCCUCCUAAAUCUCUUCAUGUCUAAUUCUCAGGGAAGCCGAGAAAGUCGUGAUACGCCUUCAAUUGAAGCGCUAUCAGCUCCAACAAGUCCCAGUGAACAGGUUCCAAAUCAAAAUGCAAAUGCACAAAUUGGACGGAAUCCUUUAUUAAGAGGAUCAAAAUUUUCAGGAAUACUCCGCAGUCGACGUGACAAAGCUAAAACGAAAAAAUCAAAGAAAAAGAAAGAUUCGGAAACUGUCAAUAACAAGGAUGAAAAAUCAGUUGUCGAGGAGAAGGAGGAGCCACCGAAAGAAGAAUCUACUCCAACUACUGUACAAAGAACAACAACUCCACAAAUACCAUCUGGCGUAGCACCAACAGCUACCCCCGAGGUUGACGAGGACGGCUACAGUAUACAGCCGCGAAAAGAAACCGCUUGGGAAGAUACUCAUGAAAAAGGAAGUUUUUAUUCAAGCUCGGAUUCAGAUUCAGAGAAUGAAAGACCCGAUAAAAAGAUCCAUGUAGAAAUUAAACCCCUCAAUAACGGUUCAGCGCCUAUAUCAGCAAGUGUUGAUGAACUCAGAGCGACCGUAGGAAAUAUUUCAUUAUCACCGAUUGGUAUUCUUUCUAAUCGACGCGGAUCUAACACUGAUCAUAAUGAAAUUCAUAUGAAACGUUCACAAUCGGUUUCACAACAAAUUGGCGAUAAGCCUAGUAAUGAUCUACUAGGAUUAAAUUUAUUUCAACAGCAUAGUCAACAUAUUCAAACAUCAAGUGUGUCGAAUAGUCAGGCGAAUAGUUUAUCACAACAACAAAGUCCAGGUGCAUCGAAUGCAUCAACACCAACUGCUGUUCAUCCAUACGCGCCUCUACAAUCGCCAACAUUAUCCGUUUCAAAUACAUCUAGAUAUGCCGAACUAGGUGACAUAUUCUCAGAAAUAAAUGAACUAAGUGCCUCCGCACCAGCAUCAGCAAGUGCUUUGUCGAAAAGUACCCGACAAAUUCCAACUCCUACAUCUGGUAAUAGCAUAGCGAUACCCAGACCACCAUCAAGACGAUCAGAGACUGGUAUAAGAGGACGAGUGAGUCCAUCGUCGAUAUCAAGAGCGGACAGUGUUGGUAGUAUGGAAUUUCGUACAGCUGUUGGUAUUGGAUCGUCACGUGGACCAUCACCGCUUACUAUCGGUAUGAGCGAUACAAUACCGCUAGCUGUUGCAUUCCAUGAAAUCAUCCAUGCUUAUUUCAGAGGCAGCGAUGAAUCAAGAUGUCAAGUGAAAAUGUCGGGAGAGAUGAUGCUUUCUUUCCCAGCUGGAAUUGUUAGCGUUUUGGCUAAUAAUCCUAGUCCAGCUAAGUUAGGUUUUCGAAUUAAGAAUGUACAGAAUCUCGAGAAUGUAAUACCGAAUAAGCAGUUAGUUCAAGUUGACAAAUUGCAGUCAACAAGCUUCAGUUCACUUCUGGAGUUCAAUAUGCCUGCCUUAACAGCUUUAUUACGACGUCAAUCAGAACAGAAUCCAAAUGCGUCAUACUUUAACGUUGACAUACUCAAAUAUCAAAUGCGAGUGAAACCAGGAGCAUCAUCGUGUCCUCUACAGCUGGUUAGCUAUUGGAAAUGUGAACCCGCCCACACUGCACUGAAAAUCGAUUACAAAUACAACAGCCAUGCAAUGGCUUCCCCAUCACCUUUACUAAAUGUUGCGAUUUCUGUACCAGUAGACGGUGGAGUUCGGAAUGUACAGUCGAAACCUCAUUCAGCAUGGCUAGGAGAGUCGAAUCGCUUAGUAUGGAACUUCACCGAUAUUUCUCAACAUUCUGAAGGUAAUGGGGUUGGAACAUUACGUGCUCGUCUAGAAGUAGGUAGUGGACCGUCGACACCAUCAAAAUUGAGCGCCCAAUUUAAUUGUGAAGGUACAACAUUGUCUGGAGUUGAAUUCGAACUUGUUGGAAGUGGAUAUCGUUUGUCCCUAGUAAAACGUCGAUUUGUAUCAGGUAAAUACAUUUGUGAAGGAGAUGGAAUUCGAAGUACUGCAACCCCAACGCCACCAUCAGUCGGAUCAUCUAGCCCAUACUCAGCCAAAUCUGGAUAGUCAGCUAAUUUCCAUUUAGCUUUCAAUAUAUUUUCAUGGCGCACCACACCAUUUAUACUCACUCACAAAUACACGUUAUAAACAAAAGCAAGACACAUUUUUAUAUAAGCAGCAUAAGAGCAUUGCAUUAUUUUAGUGAUCAUCUGAAAACUAAAAAUAGCGCUAAACAAACGUUUCUAUUCAUAUAUUAGCAAAACGAGAAGAAAACUUGACUAACAAUGAAAAUUGUGACCAUAAAUCGAAAGCUGAGGCAAGAUGUUUAGAUAUAAUGAAAUAGUCGAUUAUAAUACGUUUAAAACAGGAGAAUUGAAAGUUAAUGAAAACAAAUGCGAUACAAAUGCAAAAUAUAAUUUUGAGACAAGAGAAAAAAAGUGUAUGAUAAGAUCUUCAAUUACAAAUUAUAAUUUAGAUAGAAUGUAACUUUUUGUAUAUUAAUGUAGAAAAGGACAUGUUCUUUGCUUAAUAAAACAGUAUCCGCUUAUUUUGUAAUUACUGUCGGUGUAUACAUAUGUUCGUUUAAAACACAAAACUCUGCGUUAAGUUUAAUUCCAAUAAUAAUUUUAACCUUCUGAAGCUCAGCCCACAGAAGAAAGUGACACGAAAUUGCUAGUUUGCUCCUACUUUCAGCCAACUUGAAUUUAAUCAUUAGGUUUGUGAGUUUUUUCCAGCAAGGGCCCCCUUUUUCAUUUAAAUUUGAUGAAUAAGAAUCAACAUGAGGAGCAAUCUCUAUUGAUACUCACUAUUCUCUCAUUGUGAAUCGAAGACUCACUGUUCGCUAAAAAUGUUUCCCAGAUACAACUUUAUUUCUAGAAUAGUUAUAAAUUUUUUCUGGGCAUGUUUCAGGAGCCAUAUCAAAGGCACAUCCAAAAAAACGCUCAAUGCAGAAACACAGUGCAAAGCGGUAUGAGGAUAGCAAUUAAGCAAUUUUUGAGAAACAUAUCUACCGAGAAACCGAUUAUACACUAUGCGCUUUUCUUUUGCAGAUUUCGUGUCACGAUCUUCAUUUUUAUUUUCCUUCUGAGUUGCCGAGUCGUUUCUUUAAAAUUGAGCAAGUAACAAUUCCCCCCAAACCAUCUACUAUUUCUCCUACUCAAUCUCAAAAUGGGAUCAUUAAGUAUGAAUUACGAUACAUUCUUAUGAAUAAAAUUGAAAACUACUAUAUGAAAUCAAUAAAUUGUCAAUAGAAAAAAGUAAACCUAUUUAUACGCUCUGUACUAUUAGACUAUAUUUAAAAGUUAGUUAGCUUCUUUACUACUAUGGUGUUAUUGAAACCGAUGUUAUAUUUUCAAAGAAGAACACGAACGAGCAUUUAUAACUAGGGAAAGGUAUGUAGGAAAGUUCACGGCAAGAUGAAUGAUAUGUUAACUUCUGUUUUAUGAAUAUUAAAAACGAUUUUUUAAAGAAUAUAGUG